AAACCAGUUGGUAAGAUAGGAGAAGGAACGUUUUCUUACGUUCUGAAGACACUGAGUCUUAGCGAUGGCAAGUACUAUGCGUGUAAACGCAUGAAGCAACAUUUUGAAAGUAUGGAACAAGUGAAUAAGCUGAGAGAAGUACGAGCACUAAGGAGGCUGAGUCCGCAUCCUAAUAUCCUUAUGUUACAUGACAUUGUUUUUGAUAAAAAAGCUGGCUCCCUUUCACUGAUAUGUGAACUUAUGGACAUGAAUAUUUAUGAGCUGAUAAAAGGAAGGAGAAAGCCAUUACCUGAAAAAAAAAUUAAGAAUUACAUGUACCAGUUAUGCACAUCUCUUGAUUACAUACAUAGAAAUGGGAUAUUUCACAGGGAUGUGAAACCAGAAAACAUAUUAAUAAAGCAGAAUACCCUGAAGUUAGGAGAUUUUGGAUCUUGUAGGAGUAUCUAUUCUAAGCAGCCACAUACGGAAUAUAUCUCCACACGCUGGUACAGAGCACCUGAAUGCUUGCUUACCAAUGGCUACUAUAGUUACAAAAUUGAUAUGUGGAGUGCUGGCUGUGUUUUCUAUGAAAUCGCAAGUUUUCAGCCUCUCUUUCCUGGAUCUAAUGAGCUGGACCAAAUUUCAAAAAUCCAUGAUGUUAUAGGCACUCCUGCUAACAGAACUCUCAACAAGCUGAAGCAGUCAAGAAUUGCAAGCUUUUCUUUUCCCUUUAAAAAAGGAAAAGGAAUACCUCCUCUCGUGCACAAUUUGUCUCCCAAAGGCAUCUCUCUCCUGUAUGCAAUGAUAAAAUAUGAUCCUGAUGAGAGAAUUGCUGCCCAUCAAGCAUUACAGCACCUUUAUUUUCAAGAACUCUGGGCAGCUGAUACACAAGCUUUGGCCAUGCAGAAAAAAUUAAGAUUACUAGGAAACACAUCACAGCAAGUACCUCUGCACUGGUGGCAAAUUUCAAAGGAAAGUCAAAGACAGCAUCCUCUUAGGAAAGUCCAGGAAAAAACAAAACAACAACAUGGACCUCCUCGUGAAGAAUUACCAAAAUUAAACCUUUCUGGAGUAGCCAAACUGACUUCCUGUCCUUCUCCUACGCUGCAUUCAGUGCUCUGGGCACCGAAGGAAAGUGGUGCAGCCCCUGCGUUCCAGUCUGUUAGAUUUACUGGAUCAAAUGCUGAGGUACCGACUCCGACUUGCUCAUUAAAAUGUAAUAGCGAAAUGUUUUACAGAGUGGAUUUCAAACUUCCAUUGUUUCCUCAACAGUAUGAGAAACAGAAGGCACUUAAGUCUUCCCCGAAACAUUUCCACUUACCUGCUAUAGAACGAAGAGGAGGAGGUUACUGA
Antrostomus carolinensis (chuck-will's-widow) is the source of this 1332-nucleotide messenger RNA. It is a transcript of the gene MOK, whose product is annotated as MOK protein kinase. Gene Ontology annotation, biological process: protein phosphorylation. Lineage: Eukaryota; Metazoa; Chordata; Aves; Caprimulgiformes; Caprimulgidae. Gene Ontology annotation, molecular function: ATP binding; protein kinase activity. The record is from RefSeq and is a predicted model, not a curated record.